Haemonchus placei is the source of this 495-nucleotide messenger RNA. The record is from the annotation of a GenBank genome assembly. NCBI's taxonomy places the organism in Eukaryota, Metazoa, Nematoda, Chromadorea, Rhabditida, Trichostrongylidae.
AUGCUGUGUCAGAUAUUAUUCGUAAAGUUCGAAGUUGUAACGAGACACACAAGCAGAGUAGACGUGAGGAUGCCCAGGCAAUUGGAACGUUGAUGCGCAGGAACAUCAGGCUACUAGAUUGAUUGUGCCAGCCCUGAUCGACGUGGAUCAAUGGUGAGUAUCAUACCCAUAAGCUUGCUGGAGAAAGCGCAAGAAAAAGGGUACGACGUCGACACGCUGCCUAUUCUCACGGAAAGCGAAGUGGGACCCGUGUAUGACGCCUCAGGCAAUGAGAUGGAGAUAGUUGAAGCAGUGACUGUGGAAGCUGAGCUAGAGGGUGGAAGACGAAGCAAACUCGUCCUCCACAUAACCCCACUUCCUCAAGACGAAGUUUUGUUGGGAAUGAACGCCUUAAAGAAGCUAGGGAAUCGCGCAUCCUACCAAUAUGAAACAGGCCGUACGGAAUCUCUUGAAAGCGAAGGAGAAGCUUGUGACACGAAGAGAUUCAGUUGUUGA